AAUAAUAUAGAAAGCUAGUGAAGUUCUCAUGAAUAUUAAAAUGGGAUAAAUUAUAAUAAGAUUUAUAUAUAGAGGAAAUAUAUCCUUAUCAUGUAUUUAUAUAUUUAUAUGAUUUUAUUACAAAUCUUAAUGAUAAAUGGAAGUUUUGAUGAUGUGAAAUCAAAUUUCGAUAGAUGGGUCAUUGAAUUGGGCAAAUCCUUCAGUGAACUACACACGAUAACUGGUGAACCAUAUUUAAAGUCUAUUUAUAAAACUACCAAUUUUGGUGCACAAGAAAUUAAUGAAACAAUUGCAACUACAUAUCUUAAUACAGCCAUUAAAAAACUUGAAAAUAUUGUUAGUGAAAAGACGAAAUUAGUUGAAAAUAUCAAAGUUGCAGCUGAAGAAGCCUUUGUGAAAAGAGCUGAAAAUGAACCAAUUGGGGUUAGUUCAUAUUUUAUUUGA
Molecule: messenger RNA, 444 nt
Organism: Schistosoma haematobium
Lineage: Eukaryota; Metazoa; Platyhelminthes; Trematoda; Strigeidida; Schistosomatidae
Product: Voltage-dependent calcium channel subunit alpha-2/delta-4
Exons: 4
Coding region: 91-444 (117 amino acids)
Source: RefSeq, a predicted model, not a curated record